AAAUCUUUUGCCAAUCCUCACUGUUUAUCACGGCACAUACGAAUUCAUACUGGUGAAAAGCCUUAUCAAUGUAAUAUUUGUAAAAAGGCUUUUAAUCAAUCAUUUCACUUAACUAUCCAUAAGCGAUUACACACUGGCGAUUUAAGAUAUCAAUGUAACAUUUGCUGUCGACGUUUUGUUCAAAGUAAUGAUCUCAAGAAGCAUUACAGAACUCAUACUGGUGAGAAACCGUAUCAUUGCAGUUAUUGUCAAAAAUGUUUCGCCGAUGCUAGCCAACUAAAAAAACACAUGCGGAUUCACACUGGCGAAAAGCCCUACAGGUGUAUCGUAUGUCAGCGUCGUUUUACGCAAUCUGGAGCUUUAAAAAAGCACUCUCAUAUUCAU
Trichoplax adhaerens is the source of this 384-nucleotide messenger RNA. RefSeq lists its product as uncharacterized. Gene Ontology annotation, molecular function: RNA polymerase II cis-regulatory region sequence-specific DNA binding; DNA-binding transcription factor activity, RNA polymerase II-specific. Gene Ontology annotation, biological process: regulation of transcription by RNA polymerase II. The record is from RefSeq and is a predicted model, not a curated record. NCBI's taxonomy places the organism in Eukaryota, Metazoa, Placozoa, Uniplacotomia, Trichoplacea, Trichoplacidae. Gene Ontology annotation, cellular component: nucleus. The annotation marks the transcript as partial. The transcript has a single exon.